Messenger RNA from Amaranthus tricolor (Joseph's coat), 873 nucleotides. RefSeq lists its product as uncharacterized. The coding region runs from base 1 to 873 and encodes 290 amino acids. The record is from RefSeq and is a predicted model, not a curated record. Lineage: Eukaryota; Viridiplantae; Streptophyta; Magnoliopsida; Caryophyllales; Amaranthaceae. The transcript has 3 exons.
AUGUCCACCGAAGAAAUGUUGAAUACUCUAACAAAGAACAUGAUUCAAUUCCAAGACGAGACUCGUUCCAGCAUCAAGAACAUUGAAAGACAAAUGGGUCAAAUCUCAGAAGCAGUUAGCAAAUCAGAGGCUAGAGAUUCAGAAAAGUUGCCAUCACAAACAGAACCAAAUCCAAGGAUGAAUGCUAGUGCGAUGACUCUUAGAAGUGAAAUAGAGUUGCAAGGUAAUGAGAGAACCAUAGCAAGAGAUAAAGAACUCCAAGAAGAAACUGUUGUGCAUCAACCUUCAUCUUCAAAAGAUCAAGCACCCCUGUCACAAGAAGAGAAGAAUGUUACAACUGCACCUUUACCACAAUAUGAAGCGGUUCCACCUUUUCCAGUGGCAUUAAAGGAAAGGAAAAAGCAUGAAGCUGACAAGGACAUCUAUGAGGUUUUCAAGAAAUAUGUCAAAUUCCUUAAAGAACUUUGUACGGCAAAGAGAAAGCAAAGAUUAAAGGGAAUUCAAAAGGUGAAGAUGAGUGAGCACAUUUCAGCCAUAUUUCAAAGAAAGUUACCGCCUAAAUGUGGAGAUCUAGCUGACAGGUCUAAUGCAUAUCCUAAGGGAAUAGUAGAGGAUGUCUUAGUUAAAGUAGGGGAUCUUAUAUUUCCUGCCGAUUUUUAUGUUUUAGAUAUGGAACAUGAUAAACAUGCAACACCUAUCUUGCUAGGUAGACCUUUCAUGAAAACUGCCAAGACUAAGAUUGAUGUAGAUACCAUAUCACUUACCAUGGAAUUUGAUGGCAGUAAGGUAGAGUUUGACAUUUAUGACUCUAUGAAAUUUCCGCCUGAGGACCAUUCUUGUUUUGCUAUUGAUUUAGUUGAUAAAUCUAGUUAA